AUGGGAAUGCUAACAUUCGGCCGUUUCCUUAGCCGGCCUUACCCUCAUUACAGGGACGGCCCUACCCUCUUCUCCUUCCAACAACAGUUCCUCAUGGAGGACACCGCGCGCGAACGCCGUCAGUCCGACGGCACUGCGGGUCCCGCAUCCAUCGCCUCCGCAUCCCCCGUGCUGGAAGAUAUCGACAAUCCAUUCUUUGAGGACUUUGACAACGAUGAUUUCUACUCGCCCCCCGCCUCCCCCGGCAAGCUGUCGCGAACCAACAGCAGCUCGUACCAGGAGGACUGGGAGACCUUCCCUCCCCUCGACAAACUGACCAUCUUCGACCUACUCGACAACAUCCAGCUCACGCAGCGAUUCGAGAAAUGGCAACACGCGAUCAACGUGCAGAAGGAGAAGGUACAGAAGCAACGCGAGAAGCUUCGAUCCACCGGACAAACAGCUAGGAAUCGUGUUGUGGGCGAGUUCAAGCGUCGCGUGCCGACGGCGGAUGAGCAGCUCGAAAAGUAUCGUCAUCGCAUGAAAAUGGGCGUCGAGCGCCUGGGGAAACAAUGGAACAAGACGGCCACCGUCACCCUACGCGAGAAGAUCUCCUUUAUCGCCGGAGUGCUCAACAUAUUCUUCAGCGGCUACUUGAUCGGCGCCUGCCCAGAGUACUUCUACUACUGGUUCACUGUCCAGUUCGCCUAUUUUAUGCCUAUUCGAUACUUCACCUACCAUGCCAAGGGCUAUCACUACUUCCUCGCCGAUCUCUGCUACUUCGUCAACGGGCUCUGUAUACUUUGUAUCUGGGCAUUCCCGACCUCCAAGCGACUGUUCAUCGGUACGUUUUGCUUGACUUUCGGAAAUAACGCAGCCGCCGUGGCUAUGUGGCGCAACUCCCUGGUCUUCCACAGCAUGGAUAAAGUAGUCAGUACUUUCAUCCACAUCCUGCCUCCGGUCACAUUACACUGCAUCGUCCACUUGACACCCGUCGAUAUGCUCAAAGAGCGAUUCCCGGCCGUCUACUCCAUCAAGUUCAGCAAGCCUGGCGACCCAGAACAUUAUUCGCUCGGCGCGAUGAUCAUUUGGGCAACGGUCCCGUAUAUCAUCUGGCAGCUUGCCUUCUAUUUCAUGAUUACCGUGCGCCGUGCCGAAAAGAUCGCCGCCGGGCGCCCGACCAGCUUUACAUGGCUCCGAAAGUCAUAUGCUAAGGCCUGGAUCGGGAAGCUUGUCUUGAGCCUCCCCGAGACUCUGCAGGAGCCGGCCUUCAUGUUCAUUCAGUAUGGAUUUGCCCUAUCUACCAUGAUCCCGUCUCCAAUUUGGUUCUGGUACGGCUGGGCAAGCGGUUUGUACAUGAUAGCACUGUUCGCCUGGAGUGUUCACAAUGGUGCAACCUAUUAUAUUGAUGUCUUCGGCAAGCGCUUCCAGAAGGAGCUGGAGCAGCUGAAGAAGGACGUGGCCCGAUGGCAGAGCUCCCCAGAAGGCGGAGCGGUCAGCCCUCUCGUUCUUCCUGACAGCACUGCCGAUGCUCUGAAUGCACCUGUGCCGCUCGAGAAGCGCAACAGUGUCGACCGUAUUCCUCUUCUGGAUCCCAGCUUUGCGGCCACCACCUCUGCCGCGGAUCUGCGCAAGGCCGCCUCCACUGAUUCUACUGUCCGAGAGAGAAGUUAG
Penicillium argentinense is the source of this 1653-nucleotide messenger RNA. RefSeq names its product glycerophosphocholine acyltransferase. Gene Ontology annotation, biological process: phosphatidylcholine biosynthetic process. Bases 1 to 1653 code for a protein of 550 amino acids. The transcript is spliced from 2 exons. NCBI's taxonomy places the organism in Eukaryota, Fungi, Ascomycota, Eurotiomycetes, Eurotiales, Aspergillaceae. The record is from RefSeq and is a predicted model, not a curated record.